Messenger RNA from Cotesia congregata, 3420 nucleotides. The record is from the annotation of a GenBank genome assembly. NCBI's taxonomy places the organism in Eukaryota, Metazoa, Arthropoda, Insecta, Hymenoptera, Braconidae.
AUGUUGGACGAGCCAAAGCUCACUAACCUCAGCAAAGAUUUUGGUAAAAUCCCAGCUCAUCAACACCCGGCACUUCAAGCCCUCGGGGACCCACAUGUCGGUUCAUUUAAUUACAUGCUGGAGGAAGGGCUCAGUGUCAGUGCAAAGGACAUCUCGCCAGUUUACGCGCGUUUGAUGAACAAUGAUUUGGUUAAGGUAUGGAUCAAUAACAUUGAUAUUCAGAAGCCUUGUGUUCCUUUGGGUACCAAGGGAGCCAAAGAUCCGAAGAUUUAUCCUUCAGAAUGUCGCCAAAGAGGGAGUACUUACAAAGGCGAGCUAACAGUUAAAAUAGGUUGGUCAGUAAACGAAAAUGAGCAAAAAGAAAUUGAGAGAAAAAUGGACGAAAUACCAAUUAUGGUAAAAUCCAACCAAUGUAACUUAAACGGCAUGGAUCCAGAGCAGUUGGUGAAGCACAAGGAGCUCGAACAAGAGUGGGGUGGGUAUUUUAUAGUAAAAGGUCACCAGAGGUUCAUUAGAAUGCUUCAGAUGAACAGAAGAAAUUACCCGAUUGCCAUUAAAAGAUCCUCGUGGAAGACUCGGGGAGAAAAGUACAGCGACCUUGGAGUGAGCAUCAGGUGCGUACGCGAUGACAACACAGCAACAACCAACGUCUUGCAUUACGCCACAAAUGGAUCAGCAUUUUUGAUGUUUUCGCUAAACAAAAGUGUGUUCUACAUACCGGUUAUCAUGGUGAUGAUGGCGCUUUACAAUUCGGUAGACAGAUGGACCUACGUUAACCUGACCAGAGGUCGUGAAAAUGAUCAUUACUACUGCACCUGUAUACAGAACAUGAUGCGUAGCAUCAAAGAAAAGGGACUGCUAACUUGUGAUGAUGUUAAAAACUAUAUUGGUCAAACGUGCAGAGGAAAGUUAAACUUCAUAAAUGAGCUUCACAAUCAAGCUACCAACGCAGAGGUCUGUGACUACGUGAUGCAAAAGUACAUCCUGAUACACCUGGAUGAUCCCGAGGAUAAGUAUCAGCUCCUGGUUUUUAUGACGCAGAAACUUUUUGCUUUGGCGAACAAUAAAGCCAGGGUAGAAGGUGCUGAUGGACUUAUGAUGCACGAAUGUCUUCUGGGAGGGUACCUGUACCUACAGAUUCUCAAGGACAAAUUCCAGACCUUGUUGAAGUCACUCAAGAGAAUAAUUAUCAAUAAGAACCAGAAAGUUGGUCCUCAGUACCGAAUGACUGCUCGAGAAAUGACCAGCGCAAUCGCAAAAUGCGGAAAUUUCAGUAACGACAUGGAGACCUUCCUCGCUACCGGCAACAUAAAAACUGACACUGGGCUUGGAUUAAUGCAAAAUAAAGGGCUAACGAUAGCCCCGGAGAACAUCAACAGGUGCAGAUACAUGAGUCAUUUUCGUGCUAUUCACAGAGGAUCUUUCUUCCAAGAAAUGAGAACCACCGAAGCUCGGCAGUUGCUACCUGACGCUUGGGGAUUCAUUUGUCCUGUUCACACGCCCGAUGGUGCUCCCUGUGGACUGCUGAAUCACUUGUCGGAUCAAUGUAUUGUCACGAAGCAUCCCAAGAAGGAGCAAGUGGAGCAAAUUCCUCGGGAACUCGUUGAGCUGGGGAUGCGGGAGCUCUGCAGCGACCCCAAAUGGGAAAAUUACUACGACGUUGUCGUUGAUGGCAAGGUACUUGGAAUUGUUUACGACAAGGAUAUUGAUAGAGUAACUAAUGAGUUGAGAAAGUUAAAGAUCAGAGAAAAGAUCCCACCAACCACGGAGAUUAUUAAAGUCCCCAAAAAAGGUGACUAUGCCAUUCAGUACCCGGGAUUGUUCAUUUUCACAGGACCCGCCAGGAUGAUGAGACCAGUUAAGAAUCUUAAGGUCGGAAAGAGAGAAUUUAUUGGCACUUUUGAGCAAGCUUACAUGCACAUAUCGAUCACCCGGUCUGAGAGACAUGAAUAUACAACCCAUGAAGAGAUCAGUAAGGUAUCUUUUAUGAGUAACAUCGCCAAGCUGAUUCCCUGGCCGGAUAACAAUCCCAGUCCAAGAAACAUGUACCAGUGUCAGAUGAGUAAGCAAACUAUGGGAACUUGCACACAUUUCCACAACUUACAAUCAGAGUGCAAGCUGUACAGACUCCAGACACCACAGACUCCGCUAGUCAGGCCAGUCCAACAUGACAAUAUGAAGCUCGAUGAGUUUGCCAUGGGAACCAACGCUAUUGUCGCUGUAUGUUCGUACACUGGCUACGACAUGGAGGACGCCAUGGUUAUCAACAAGGCUUCGUAUGAACGUGGGCUAGCUCACGGCUCGAUCUACAAGUCUGAAUUCAUCGACCUGGGUGUCUGCACCGAGAGCAAGACAAACUACGACAAGCAUGGUAACAGAGCCCGUGAAAUUCAAAGCUUCUUUGGACUAGAUCCUGAAAAUUCUAGCUUACGAAAGACUCUGCAGGACGACGGAUUGCCCAACCCCGGGACCAGGAUCUGCAAAGGAGAUCCUUAUUAUUGCAAGUGGGACCAUAUGGAGCAGAAGUUUGAAGUCGGCUACUGGAAAUCCAAGGAAGAUGCUAUUGUCGACAAUGUCAGAAUGUGUCAAGUUUUGAGUCCCAAGGAUGUCAUGCGAGCUUGUAUCACUUUCAGAGUGACCAGGAACCCCGCUGUUGGAGACAAGUUCGCGUCCAGAGCUGGACAAAAAGGUAUCUGCUCGAUGAAGUUCCAAGCUGAAGACUUACCCUUCUCAGAGUCGGGGAUGAUCCCGGACAUUAUGUUCAAUCCUCACGGGUUCCCCAGUCGGAUGACAAUCGCUAUGUUGAUCGAGUUCAUGGCAGGAAAAUCUGCUGCAACUCACGGGCUGGUCCAUGAUGCUACGCCUUUUAGGUUCAAUGAGAAGGACACUGCUAUAGAUUACUUCGGAAGGUUGCUGGAGCUCGGCGGGUUUGAUUACUAUGGAGAGGAGGUGAUGUACUCUGGCACGGAUGGCAGGAUGUUUGAAGCUUAUAUUUAUAUGGGCGUGAUUCAUUAUCAACGAUUGAGGCACAUGGUGGAAGAUAAGGCUCAGGUCAGAAGUACUGGCCCGGUUGAUGUUCUCACCCAGCAGCCGAUUAAGGGUAGACGUCGAGGAGGUGGUAUUAGAUUUGGUGAAAUGGAGCGCGACGCUUUGAUCGCUCAUGGCACAUCUUUUCUUCUCCGGGAUAGACUGUUCCAUUGCUCGGACAAGUCUACCGCGACGGUUUGUCGCAAGUGCGGAAGUCUUCUUGGACCUGUUACUGAGAAAAAAAAUAAGUACGUAGAACCCAUAUCAAGGUGCAAGUUCUGCAAUGAUGAUAAAGAACUUUUUGAUAUUGAUGUUCCGUAUAUUUUUAGAUACUUUGUAACUGAACUUGCUUCCCUUAAUAUUAAAGUUAAGUUUGACUUCAGGUUUAUUUAA